UGAGCAGUCAGUGUGCCGCAUGACCGGCGAAGUGACUGAUAAAGAGCUGGACGACGUCGCUAGCACUUUUCCGAUGGAGUCGCAAGCAAUAGUUGCGGAAGUGGAGGAUAGACUGCAAAGCCAGGACUAUGCCCAAACAAUGACUACAUUCCUUCACAAACUUAAAGGCGCCAGUGAUAAUGUGGCUGACGUAAUGCCUAAGGUUUUCUCGGAUGAGCUCUUGGAAGGUUACAAUUGGUAUGGCAGGUGGAGCAAGAAAUCUCUAUGCAAGUUGGCGCUGAUGUGUUUCAACAACAAGGGUGUAGGAGUUUCGAGCAAAAUAUAA
Molecule: messenger RNA, 325 nt
Organism: Bactrocera tryoni
Lineage: Eukaryota; Metazoa; Arthropoda; Insecta; Diptera; Tephritidae
Exons: 3
Coding region: 20-325 (101 amino acids)
Source: RefSeq, a predicted model, not a curated record